CCGAUCCGCGCGCGAGCGACCCCGCGACGAAGAAGAUGCCCGGACGCUUCGCCGCGUUCAGAAAGCGGUUCGCGAUAAGCAAAGAUGAGAUGAUCAAGGCCGACAGCAAGUGGACGAAGCUGUGCACGUACACGACGGCGAAGAAGGUAAAGAUCGUGAACGCGAAGGUGGCUCUGUUUCACAAGGGCAUGAUCUUGGCGAUCAUAGGGUACAUCCUCGCGAACCUGGUCGCGUCGUUCGGGUACAUGAAAGUGGAGGCGCCGUUCGGUUCCACGAACGCGUACAUCUCGGACAGCACCUGGUCGACGACGCAAGCGACGUUGAAGGCUAACAACCCGAUUUACUGCGGCGGCGGCACGUGCCCCGGCACGGAUUGCUCCGGCACGAAUUCGACGUACGACUACACGUACAGCGCGAACUACGUGUACAACACGAACUACUGCGAGUACGACCUGGACAUCGGGGACGUGCUGACGAAGGGCGAGUCCGCGGCGUUCAUCACGACGUACUACCAGGACAAGCCCGCGGCAGGAACCUAUGUCAGCCUCCACGGUACAAACACAAUUACUUCGACGACUGCUGAAAGUAACUUUGCAGCCCCAGCCCUGAACGCCGGCAACAAGGCGACUGGGAACUACUUCGUCCCGGGCAUCGAGGAAAUGUACUUGAACUUCGAUCACACGGUGACGACGUCGUGGGACGCCACCACGACGAACGCGAAGAUGACCUUGGGUUCGAAGACGUACGCCAAGGGUGAAACCGUGAGCAUCAAGAUCCAAGACUUGCUCACCGAGGCGGGCGCGGAUCUCGACAGCGUCAACAUCGGCGCGGACCCGAGUGGAUCCACGACGGGGCCGUAUUACCGCAUUUCUGGUAUGCACCUCAAGUUCGAGAUGGAGUACUCGAACAUGAACCGCGAGACGCCGUUCAAUCACGAUGUCCACGCCAACGCGAAGGUGUCUUACACGACAGGGACGUGGAACUCGUUGGGCCCGAAGAUCGUCUACAAACAGCACACCGAUUUUGUGGUGUACAGGUAUCAGCGGUACGCGUACACGCUGCGCAUCUCCUUCGUCGCCAAGGGCUCGAUCGGGGUCUUCGACUGGUUCACGCUGUUCCUCAACCUCGCGGUCGCGUUGGGUCUGACCGGCGUCGCGAUCACCGUCGUGGACAUGGUCAGCGAAUUUUUCGUCGACGACUUCGCGGAUAAAAAGUACGACGACAGGAACGAGUGGCUCACGCUGCAGGCGUGCAUGGAGAACGCGGUCGAGACCGGGAUGCUCAAGCGGUACGCCGCGAAGCGAGGCAUACAGAUCCUGGGCGAUAAGAAGCUCGAGCGGAUGCAGUCGGGGAGCCGAUGAAGAGGACGAGGAGACGAGUGAGAUUUAUUUUCGUCGACGGGAGCGGCGCGUUCGUAGGGCUACAACGUACAGUACGACGCGAGUGAUGAGUAAUUUAGGGUAUUUUAAGGUAAGCGGUAAGUUAUGCG
This is a messenger RNA of Micromonas pusilla CCMP1545, 1489 nucleotides long. RefSeq lists its product as uncharacterized. The record is from RefSeq and is a predicted model, not a curated record. NCBI's taxonomy places the organism in Eukaryota, Viridiplantae, Chlorophyta, Mamiellophyceae, Mamiellales, Mamiellaceae. The coding region runs from base 36 to 1361 and encodes 441 amino acids. The transcript has a single exon.